Trichomonas vaginalis G3 is the source of this 816-nucleotide messenger RNA. RefSeq lists its product as uncharacterized. The transcript has a single exon. Lineage: Eukaryota; Parabasalia; Trichomonadida; Trichomonadidae. The record is from RefSeq and is a predicted model, not a curated record. The annotation marks the transcript as partial.
AUGAAGUAUCUUGAGUCAUGUGUGAAGACAAGGUACAUUCUCAGAGGUCAAUUGGCAAAAAUUGCACCGUUGGCAAAUGUCAAUAUCCGAGUCAACAUACCUACAGCUAAAGGUUCUUCACAUGACGACUAUGUUGUUGAGUUCAAUUUACCAUGGUUGAAGAUUGCAAUUGUCCACAACCACUUCAUGUUGAACGAAAGUCUUACAAACCCAUUGUUCGGAAAAGGCAAGUGCAACAUUGUCAGAGCUGUAAACAUUCUUUUCGAGAAAGGUUUGUUGGAACCAAUUCCAGAUGACAAGCUGACAGAAACUUUUGUACCAAAAGACGAAACAAACUUUUCACUGUUAGCAAGACCAAAAGUUGUUCCAGACAAAGUUCUAGUACAAAAGAAGUACACAAUUCCACAAGGAGUUGGAUUGUUCGGAUACCAACCUGAACCAGAAGAACUUCCAAUGAGGUUGCAAGAACUUCAAGAUGCUAUAAACAAACUUCCAUUGAGACAUCCAAUUGACGUCAAAUUGUAUUGGAGAGCAUCUGAGUUAGGUCAGAAGGUUUUAUAUGAAACAGGUUGCUUCGACGAUGUUUAUGAGAUAACAGGAGAAGUUUCUCAGAAGAUAAGAGACUCACUUGAAUUUCCACAAACUGGACCAAUUGGUUGCGACAAGUUCGACUCAGAUGAAAAGAUAUACUAUGUCGACCUUAACGCUGCAUACAUGAGGUUUGUCCAAUAUAUUCCGACUGGAAUUCCAAACGAAGAUGGUGAGUUCCCGGGAAGGAACUAUACAGUUGGAAAAGUCAUACAACAACUGUAUGAU